Camelina sativa (false flax) is the source of this 1041-nucleotide messenger RNA. RefSeq lists its product as uncharacterized. NCBI's taxonomy places the organism in Eukaryota, Viridiplantae, Streptophyta, Magnoliopsida, Brassicales, Brassicaceae. The record is from RefSeq and is a predicted model, not a curated record.
GGGUAGUAUAGGUAUAAAGUUUAUUCUAGUAAUUACUAACAAUUGUGUGUUACUUUUGUAAUAAGGAAGCUUUUAUGUAAUAUUCUAGUAACUCUUGAGAAAAAGAAGAAGAAGAAGAAGAAAAAGAAGACGUGGUUUGGUCAAAAGAUCCCGAAAAGAGAGCAAUAACACACAUUUCACACGCCGCUUCCCACGUACAAUCGCCACCUCCUGACGCUAUAACCACUAUUUCUGCAUGGCUAUAAAAAAGAAUAUCUAAUAACCCCAAAAAUCAUAAUUCAUCUUUUGGCUACAACAACAAAAAUAAACUCUCUUCGUCAACGAUCCAAACGCGUUCACUCUUCGUUCACGUCGGGGAAAUUUUUAAAAUAUCUCCUUCGUAACAAAAGAUCAAGAAGAUACUGUCGUGAUGGCUGCCGGAUCCAUGGACGGAAUAUUCCGCAACCUCUUCGAAGGUUGCAUCUCUAGCUGCGACUCUUCCAUCCAGCGACGUCCAUACCAUAAGAACUGCGGCUGCGCGCUUCACGGUGGUGGUUCAUCGACCCCUUGUCGUCACGGAAGGUCUGAGAUCGUUGUGUUCCCAAUCCAACGUUCUUGGAGUGAAGGAAACAGUUUGGCUCUGCAUCUCGCCCCAUCUUCUUCUUCCUCUAACCUCCAGUCGAUUUCGUCCUCUUCCUCUAUUUCUACCCUCGCAUCAUUCUCGUCGACCGUGUCUGAUAUUGAUUCUCCCAUUUAAGGGAAUAUAUAAACUAAUAGUUUCUUCCCAUUCAUUUGAUUGUGUCGUUUUUGUUUGAUUGUUUCGAAGAGAGUCACAAAUGAUGUUUGAUGUGUGAUUAGAGAGGUUUCAUGGAUUUCAUCGGAUAUCGAAGGAACCUAAUUCAAAUGUUGUAAUGGUCAAACAUAUGGUGGCUUUGCAAUAACAUUUGUACAUAAAUCACGUUUUCGGAUGUAAUUUUAGUUUAAUUUUUGUUGUAUAUAUAUUAUUCGAUAUUCAAGCUUUUUUCUUGUUCUAUUGGUUUCAUGUAUUAUCUUCAUGUUGUU